UCCGUCCCUCUUCGUUGGUGUUCUGUCCUUGGAUCCCGCUCGGCUUUCUCAGGCCGGUGCUGAAGGUUCUAAGUCAGCCUCACCUGCCAGCUCUGUUUACCUGAAUCCAAAUGAGCAUUCACAGGCCACGCGACCCUCCACUGCCUGUGCAGACCUUCUGAGCCUGGUCUUACCGGCUGAUCCAUUGUCAACCGCUCGUUAAGACCGCCUUGUAUGUCCCGGAGCCUACUGAUCCCUUCCCAGAACCCUCUGGGCGAGCUCUGCAUCCGCGUGGAAGCGGGUGACCCAACUCCCCACAUCUCUUUACCGCUGCUCUUAAACUGACUUUCACAGUUCAGACCUGCGGAGAGGGUGGGAAAUGAGAGCUGAGGUUGGCGCUGAGCCUGGCCCUUGUGUGUGGUAGGGUCGUCCAAGUUACAGAAGGGAGGCCUACUGAGGGUGGGGUCCUAGGAUUGAAGAGCUUGUCAGGACCGCAGACAAAGUGCCCCCCUGCGAGAAAAAGCCGACCAGGUGGUCCGCCCUAGUCAAGGGAACUGCAACCUGCUGUACGUAGAGAUGGACAGCAGGCAGCAGCGCCCCCACAGGAAGACGCUACAGUGGCAGCUCGCUCAGGAGCAAAGACAACAGUCUCCCCCACUGAGGCUUUCAGUGGCCUCCAGCCAGCCAGACACCAAGAGCAAGCCUCAGGAGGACUUGCAGACCCAAGACUGGGUAUGUGAGCCUCAGGAGCACAGGCGUCCAGGUAGCCGCUGGAAUAUCAGCAUUGAUGAGCGCAGGCGUCUGGCCAUGCUGCAUAUGCAGGAGAGGACAAACACAGCCAGGACCCCGUCCAGAGACUUACUGGGCCUGCACCUCGAGGACCAGCAGACAGAACCUUCCCCACUGACCCCGUCUGUCCCAAUCCCUCCCCUCCAGGCCUGUGAAAAUAUGGCUGAUCCCCCGCAGGACAUCACACAGAUGGUGGCGGAGCUGAUGUCUGAGGGUGUAGAGAGAGAUGUUCUCAUCCCUCACCCUCUAAGAUCUACAGAGUACUCUAACGCCUUCCAGGACUUCUUGGCCAGGAAUGCGCCCCUUUGGAAAAAUGAGAAUUUUGAGGUCCAGACCUCAAGGUUGCCCCAUUCCUAAGAAGGAGCUCAGCUCAGCCCAGUG
Mastomys coucha (southern multimammate mouse) is the source of this 1149-nucleotide messenger RNA. It is a transcript of the gene Tex22, whose product is annotated as testis expressed 22. Bases 556 to 1125 code for a protein of 189 amino acids. NCBI's taxonomy places the organism in Eukaryota, Metazoa, Chordata, Mammalia, Rodentia, Muridae. The transcript has 3 exons. The record is from RefSeq and is a predicted model, not a curated record.